UCGUGGAUACGCGCGCUCAAGUCGAUCGUCUUCAUUCUUUCCACUGUGUGCCGAAAGCAGCAGAUAGCACGACUGAAACGUGUUCGUACUUGCAAUUUCGUACAAAGUUAAGUUUGAAGGAAUCGAAGAUGCCUAAAUCAAAGGAAACCAUUUCUACCAGCGAAAGCGGCAGUGAGAGCGAGGAGGAAGUCAAACAGAAGAGCAUGCCAGCAAGCAAAAAACGACAACUGCAAGAGAAAGAGAAAGAGAAGAAAAAGAAGAAGCCAAAAUCUGAAUCCGAGUCAGAAGCCAGUGAAGCAUCCGAAGCAUCUGAUUCUGAAGAAGAAGCAAAAUCUAAGAAGCGUCCAAAGAAGACCAACAACAAGGCUCCAGCUAAAAAAGCCAAAACCAAUGAUGAUGGAGAAACUAGUUGGGAAUUAGGAAAUAUGAAGUUUGUCACCAUUCGUACUUUCAAAGGAAAAUUGUUAGUGGACAUUAGAGAAAAGUACAUGGACAAGAACAGUGGAGAUUUGAAACCUGGCAAAAAAGGUAUAUCUUUGAAUGUUGAAAACUGGAAACAGUUUUACGAUAUUGUUGAGGAAGUUAAUGAAGCUGUUAAGUCUCAGUAAUUGUUGGGAUUUUAUCAUUUUCCUUGUAUAAAAAGAGAACUCAAACUUUUGUAUUUUAUUUUCUUAUAAAAAUGUUUCUUUGUAAAAAAAUAAAAAAGUCCUUAUGAGAAA
Trichogramma pretiosum is the source of this 719-nucleotide messenger RNA. It is a transcript of the gene Ssb-c31a, whose product is annotated as activated RNA polymerase II transcriptional coactivator p15. The coding region runs from base 129 to 608 and encodes 159 amino acids. The transcript has 5 exons. Gene Ontology annotation, biological process: positive regulation of transcription initiation by RNA polymerase II. Gene Ontology annotation, cellular component: transcription regulator complex; nucleus. The record is from RefSeq and is a predicted model, not a curated record. NCBI's taxonomy places the organism in Eukaryota, Metazoa, Arthropoda, Insecta, Hymenoptera, Trichogrammatidae. Gene Ontology annotation, molecular function: DNA binding; transcription coactivator activity.